Messenger RNA from Hypomesus transpacificus, 1717 nucleotides. It is a transcript of the gene micu3b, whose product is annotated as mitochondrial calcium uptake family, member 3b. Gene Ontology annotation, cellular component: uniplex complex. Gene Ontology annotation, biological process: calcium import into the mitochondrion; mitochondrial calcium ion homeostasis. Gene Ontology annotation, molecular function: calcium ion binding. NCBI's taxonomy places the organism in Eukaryota, Metazoa, Chordata, Actinopteri, Osmeriformes, Osmeridae. Bases 46 to 1494 code for a protein of 482 amino acids. The record is from RefSeq and is a predicted model, not a curated record. The transcript has 15 exons.
GGGCAGCCUUCAGCAGUCUCUCAUGACACUUCAAUAAAUGCAACUAUGGCUGCCCUUCGUAGACUUAUUUCCACGUUUACCAAUUUCACAUACACACCAGGCAGGUUUGCUGGAGCGAAACAACAAUUUCAGACAACAAAAACGUUGAAACUUAUUACAACUGGAGUGUGCCUUGCAACCGGUGCUGGAAUAGCACAUUAUUGCAAUGCAAUCCAUAACAUGCGCAUAGCACUGGCGAGUGAUAUCGGUGGACGGUGGCUUCUCUCUCUACCAUCAGUAUCUGCGAAAGAUAAGGCCAAGACGUAUGACCUGGAUGACGGGGAUGUGUACAUGUCCUCCCAUGAGAACAGGUUCCGGAUGUUCUGCUCUGUGGAGUACGAGGGUCAGCUCUUCAUGACCCCUCUGAACUUCAUAGAGUCCGUCACCAUGAGCGAACCCAAGAAAAGGAGGAUUUGGAAAUCUCUCUCAAAACAGGAUCUGGAGAACAUUCUGGAGAAUACUCCACCUGUUUCUAAAGGGACCUCUAACUUGUUCAGAAACAUGCGUGAACGAGGCAUCAUAUGUUAUACUGAGUACCUUUUCCUGCUUUGCAUUUUGACAAAGCCCCAUGCAGGCUUCAAAAUUGCCUUCAACAUGUUUGAUGCAGAUGGGAAUCAAAUGGUGGACAAACGGGAGUUCUUGGUGCUGAAAGAAAUCUUCCGUAAGAAAAAGGACAAGAAAGAAGAGAAAGACGAAUCUCACCUGCCUGAUACACUGAGCCUGCGACUGUAUGGGCACCGGGAGCCCCAUGCACAGACAGUGCUUAGACAGGAGCCCUUGGAGUUAGAGCCCAGGGGCAUGUGGGAUGUUCUGAGACGAGGGGCGAGCCAAGUUCUCUUCUCUGAUCUGGCAGAGAACAUUGUUGAAGAUAUGAUUGACACAACACUGUUGGUGCAUUUCUUUGGGAAGAAAGGAAAGGCAGAGUUAAAUUUUGACGAUUUUUACAGUUUCAUGGACAACCUGCAGACGGAGGUGCUUGAGAUUGAGUUCCUGUCCUACUCCCGGGGCCUGCCCACCAUCAGUGAGGAAGACUUCGCCAGGAUCCUGCUCCGCUACACCAACGUGGAAAACAUCAGCGCCCACAUAGAGAACAUGCGUCAGAGCAUACCUGACGAAAAGGGUAUCACAUUUGAGGAGUUCCGAUGCUUCUUCCAGUUCCUCAACAACCUUGAGGAUUUUGCCAUCGCCAUGCAGAUGUACAACUUUGCGAAUCGCUCCAUUGGCCAAGAUGAGUUUACGCGUGCAGUCUACGUAGCCACUGGCCUCAAGUUGACUCGCCAUCUGGUCAACACAGUCUUCAAGAUCUUUGAUGAGGACCACGACGACAAGCUGAGUUACAAGGAGUUCAUCGGUGUCAUGAAGGACCGUCUGCACCGCAGCCAGAGGGGAUUUAAAGUGGACGAGAAGUUCAUGUCGUUCAAGUCCUGCCUGAAGAAGCAGCUCUCUGCGAAAUAGGUGAAGAUGCACAACCCCUUCACUCCCCAACCCCUGGGUACAAUCUCUAACCUCAGGGGAAAUUCAACUCAACUGGGUUUUCUGCUCAACUUCAAGCAAGGAAUGUGUGCAAGAAUUUGUUGCUACUUUCUUGAGUUAAAGCUGAUAUGGGUGCAGUUCUUAGGUACCUAAAUAGAUAUUCUUGUUAGCGUUUAGACUGUUAUCAAAGAAACAUCAAUGCUAU